This is a messenger RNA of Ichthyophthirius multifiliis, 1233 nucleotides long. RefSeq lists its product as hypothetical. Gene Ontology annotation, molecular function: RNA helicase activity; ATP binding; mRNA binding. NCBI's taxonomy places the organism in Eukaryota, Ciliophora, Oligohymenophorea, Hymenostomatida. The record is from RefSeq and is a predicted model, not a curated record. The transcript is spliced from 4 exons. Gene Ontology annotation, cellular component: cytoplasmic stress granule; P-body. Gene Ontology annotation, biological process: cytoplasmic stress granule assembly; P-body assembly.
AUGGACGAAGAAUAAAAAAAUAACCAGACUUAAAAGCCAAUAUAAAAGUCAAUUUAAUAUGACCCGCGACCCAAAACUACUGAUGUAACAGCCACAAAAGGUACAGACUUUGAAGACUACGGUUUAAAAGAAUAAUUAUUAAUGGGAAUAGUAGAAAAAGGUUAUGACAAACCCUCUCCUAUAUAGGAAGAAACCAUCCCAAUAUCUCUUACAGGUGCAAAUAUAAUCGCCAGAGCGAAAAACGGAACAGGGAAGACUGCAGCAUUUGUAAUUCCAAUCUUAGAAUAAAUAGAUAACCAAAAAAAUCAUAUAUAAGCAUUAAUAUUAGUUCCUACAAGAGAAUUAGCCUUAUAAGUAAGUUCUAUAGUAAAAGAACUUGGAAAAUAUUUAUAAAUAAAUUGUAUGGUAUCGACCGGUGGUACUUAAUUCAAAGAGGAUGUUUUACGUUUAUAAAAUAUGUAAUGUAGAGUACAUGUUAUUGUUGCAACACCAGGAAGAGUAUUAGAUUUGGCAAAAAAAAACAUAGCAGAUUUUAGUAAAUGUGGUAUUUUAACAUUAGAUGAGGCUGAUAAGUUACUUUCUGUUGAUUUUAUGCCUAUAAUAGAAGAAAUAUUAGAUUUUUUUCCCAAAGAAAGACAAAUAAUGUUAUUUUCAGCCACUUUUCCAAUUUCUGUGAAAGCAUUUAAGGACAAGCAUAUGCCAGAUUGUAAAUCUGUCAAUUUAAUGGAUGAACUUACAUUAAAAGGGGUUACUUAAUACUAUGCUUAUUUAGAAGAGAAACAAAAGGUAUAAUGUUUAAAUCAUUUAUCGGCAAAACUAUAGAUUAAUUAAGCAAUAAUAUUUUGUAAUUCAACCAAAAGAGUUCAACUUUUGGCAAAAAAAAUUACCGAAUAAGGAUAUUCGUGUUUCUAUAUUCAUGCAAAGAUGGAAUAAAGUGAAAGAAAUAAGGUUUUUCAUAAUUUUAGAAAAGGAGAAGGUAGAUUUUUAGUUAGUUCAGAUUUAUUUACUAGAGGAAUUGAUGUUUAAAGUGUAAAUGUAGUUAUUAACUUUGAUUUUCCGAAAAAUUCGGAAACUUAUUUACAUAGAAUUGGAAGAUCAGGUAGAUAUGGGCAUUUGGGAUUAGCAAUUAAUUUUAUUACUGAUGAUGAUAAAGAUAAUUUGAUAAAAGUUGAAAAUGAAUUGGAUGUUUAAAUGCUUCCUAUGCCUAAGGAAGUAGAUAAAAAUUUAUAUUGA